GUAUUUAUCUAUCAAUGAUUAUGUAAUCCAUUAACAAAUCAUUACUUAUUUAUACAUUAGUUAUAGUUUAUUGUUAUUUAAGACACAAUGUCUAACAGUUUUACAUAAAUAUAAUGUCAAACAAACAGUGUGUUUGUAAAGGCAUCAGAAGUUGUGGCCGAUGUGAUGACCGAAAACCAAUUGAAACCAAUACUACUAAUCAAUUGUAUGUCUAUUGCGGUAAAUGUCGGGACAAAGCAUUUGUUCAAUCACUUGUUGAUCACAAUCAACAUCAACAACACUGUAUGAAAUCGUUGACCAUUGAUGUCGAUUAUGUCCGCAUCGAUGGUCUAUAUGUUGUAAAUGAUAUAAUAAGUGCCGAACAAGAGUUAGGAUUAGUUGAUGUCAUCGAUGGCAUCGAGUGGUGUGACUCACAGUCCGGUCGACGCAAACAAGAUUUUGGACCAAAAGUAAACUUUAAGAAACAAAAAGUACGGAUCAAUCAAUUCACUGGUUUACCACACUUUGAUGUUGAGCUCAUGUCUCAAAUGAAACAAUCGGUAACCGAUAAGACUGUACUCAACGACUUUGUUGCCGUCGAAGUCUGUCAUUUGGAGUAUUGUCCCGAAAAUGGUUCGUCAAUUGAUAUGCAUUUCGACGACACCUGGCUAUGGGGUCCGAGACUGGUCACUGUUAAUCUGCUAUCACCGACAGUGUUGACACUAUCCAAGCCAUCAUACGACAACAUCACGACAGAUCAGUUUGUUAUACGUGUAGAUCUACCGCAACGGUCAUUGGUGGUGGUGUCGGGCGAUGCCCGCUAUGUAUACCAACACGCUAUUGCCCGUCAAGACAUUACUAGCCGCAGGAUUGCCAUUACGUACAGAGAGUUAAGUCAAGAGUUUCUCGCCGGAGGACAGUUGUACGACAGUGUCGGGAUCACCUGAUCAAAUGAUGGCCGUUUGCCCGGCUCUUCAUUCAUACAAAUUCUGAUAAGUCUUGACA
Oppia nitens is the source of this 984-nucleotide messenger RNA. RefSeq names its product DNA N6-methyl adenine demethylase-like. The record is from RefSeq and is a predicted model, not a curated record. NCBI's taxonomy places the organism in Eukaryota, Metazoa, Arthropoda, Arachnida, Sarcoptiformes, Oppiidae. The coding region runs from base 114 to 926 and encodes 270 amino acids. The transcript is spliced from 2 exons. Gene Ontology annotation, molecular function: oxidoreductase activity; demethylase activity. Gene Ontology annotation, biological process: oxidative demethylation.